Messenger RNA from Lactuca virosa, 1707 nucleotides. The record is from the annotation of a GenBank genome assembly. NCBI's taxonomy places the organism in Eukaryota, Viridiplantae, Streptophyta, Magnoliopsida, Asterales, Asteraceae.
GAGGACCAAAGCUGAUAAUGUGGUGGUGUUGAAUUGAUGAUCACGAUGGUUUGAUCGAGCGUCCAACCGCUUGACACAUACGUAUUAAAAUCCAAUCCAAUGGAGAAACUUCUCGAAUUUGUAUUCUCUCUUUUGCGGUACCUUCUCGUUCUUUCCUCUUCCUCCUCAACUCUAAUGUAUUCUAUUCAAUUCAAUUCAAUAAUAAUUCACCUUCUUUUUCCUUUCUAUAUUUUUUUUUCUCUCUCUCCACCAUUUCCACUCCUACCUUCUUUCAAGUCUGAUCUAUCUUCCUACACGGAACUUUCUGGAAUCCUCAAACCUGCUGCUCGAUCUGUCACCAUACAUGCAUUCUCGAAACACUUGAUUCAUCGCUGCUUAGAGCUUGUUGAUGAUAAGGCGAUUGACGAUGUGAUUUCCUGGAACGAAGAUGGAUCUACGUUCAUCGUCUGGAAUCCAACUGAAUUUGCCAAGGAUUUGCUACCCAAGUACUUUAAACACAAUAAUUUCUCCAGUUUUGUCCGUCAGCUAAAUACCUAUGGAUUCAGGAAGGUUGUGCCUGAUCGAUGGGAGUUCUCUAAUGAUUGUUUUCGUAGAGGAGAGAAACGAUUGCUGUGUGAUAUACAACGUCGUAAGAUUGCGGCAACUCCAACGGCACAACAACAGGUACCUGCUCCAUCGCCCGCGGUUGCAGCUAUUCCGGUGCUUCCGGUGCUGUCUCCGCCGCUUGGAAUGAUAUCACCUUGCGAUUCAGGCGAAGAACAAGUCGUGUCAUCCAACUCAUCUCGAGGCGCUACAACUAAUUUAUCUCGAGAAACAACAGCUUCCGGAGGAACUAACGCCGAGCUUGUCGGUGAAAACGAGAGGCUAAAGAAAGAAAACGUCGAACUCAAUAAAGAGUUGAGUCAGAUGAAGAAUCUUUGCUCCAACAUCUACGUGAUGAUGUCUAGCUACGCGAAGAAUAAACCGUCGGAAGGAAGCACUUCACAGCAAUCACCACCUGAGCCGGAGGCGGCGGUGACGACGACGACCACCACCAUGACACCACUAGAUCUGUUACCUCUAAAGCGGUUAGCCGAUGAGUGUUUAGGUCGCGCCGGCGACGAUGGUGAUUACCUAGAAACAACGGAACCCGAUGAGAUGAGCCCGAGAUUAUUCGGUGUGACAAUAGGGUGUGAAACGGUCGAGGGAGGGAGUGUCGGGAGGUGGCGGUGCGGCGGAGCAGUAUAAUGAGCUGCGGCUUCGACAGCCUGGAGGAGACGUGAAAUCUGAGCCGUUGGAUCAAAACGAUAAUGGUAGUAGUAAUGUUGAUAAUCAGGAAUCUACGUGGAUGUUGAGGCAAUGUCAACGGUCAGAUCGUAAUAUGCUUAAUUAGAUCGAAGAAGAGCUUACGAAGGUGGAAAAAAAGUGUAAUGUGGUUAAGUUCACACGAGGAGAGGAGAAGAGAGUGGCACGUGCCAGAUGAGUCACGUGGCAUGUUAAUCCCUUCUUGUCGGGAAACGUGGACCAAGUACCAGAAGUUUCUUGGACUUUUUUGGCCUUUUAGAGUUUUAUCUUUAAAUUGUUAAUUCAAGAAAAAUGUCAUUUUUCUUUUUCCAAAAAGAAUUUCUCUUUUAUGAAUAUAAGCCUAUUUCAGCUUAGUUUGAUUUAAGAUGAAUGGAUCCCAUUCCCAUGUUAUUCCGUAAUCCGAAUUUUGCAAACCAAUCAAGC